AUGCUACUGCUUGUGCUCUUGUCGAGCUUUACGCGUCAUAACUGGAAUCUUGGGGUCACCUUUCUGUGCUUUUGGCUCUUCGUUGAAUCCGUUGCGGACGGGGUCGGCUGCAUCCUAUGGUCCAAUAACGCUGACAUCAAGCACUAUGUCUACUGUGACAUUGUAACACAUCUCCAAGAGAUCACCUUUGUCGUCAAACCUAUGGCGACUCUUAUCAUCACACGUCGGCUCUACCUGAUCGCCAGUCUCCAAAGCCUCUACCUACCCGAUAAGACAGCGAAACGCUGGAAUUGCUUCGUCGAGUGGACCCUAGGUUUGGUUAUCCCACUCCUUGUGGCCGGUCCCAUCUAUUAUGCGAACCAAGGCGUUCGUUUUCAGGUCCAAGAAGGCUUCGGGUGCUCAGACAACGCCAACCCGUCUGUAGUCGAGAUCCUGACGAUUGACAUAUGGACGGUCGUCCCACCUCUCAUAUCUGUCAUACACUACUAUCCGAGAGUCAUACGCAUGUUCUAUCGACAGGGCCGCAACAAUAGAAGCUUUGUUUGCAGCGACAACACCAUCUCCCGCACGAAUUACCUCCGCAUCCUCAUCCUCGCCAGCAUCGACGUGUUGCUCACGCUACCCAUCGGAAUCACGAACAUUGUUCUCAAGGUUGUACCUGCCUUGAAGAACUCUGGCUUGCCGGUCUACCCUGGUUGGACCGUUUUGCACACUAACUGGUCGCCCGUGAGCUUCUCCUACUCACGGAUCAAGGCUAGCGGAACUGCUGGUCUCGCACAGUUCUACUUCACUCACUGGACGUCACCUGUUCUGGCACUCGCGAUCUUCGCUUUGUUUGGGCUUACCACGGAAGCACGCGUAUCGUAUCUGAGGAUUAUCCACUUCGUUAUUGGGCGUAUUGGAUGGAAACCGGGCUCCCGCGGCGCGAAGAAGACGACGUCUUUGGGGGACAUUGAGUUCGGCUUGCGAAUGCAAGGAGGUACCGAGUCUGACCCAUAUACCGAAUCGCGUAUCGAAGGCUUGGUGGACUCCCGCUCACAUGGUGAUCUCUAUGACGGUGAAAAACAUGUGUUGGCGGGUGUACCGUUAAGCAACUCAGAGUCAAUACUGAGCAAGGAGUCGCCCCGAGCUACAGGCAGCGCUGCCUCAGACAAUACUGUUGAGGCGCGGAUGAUUUCCGCUUUUGCGCCGCGACACAACGUCUACGGAAGCGAAGAAAGGAUACAGCAUGAGAAGCCGGAGAUUGUGUAG
This is a messenger RNA of Peniophora sp. CBMAI 1063, 1251 nucleotides long. NCBI's taxonomy places the organism in Eukaryota, Fungi, Basidiomycota, Agaricomycetes, Russulales, Peniophoraceae. The record is from the annotation of a GenBank genome assembly.